UGCCUCAAUACCAAAUAUAAUUGACAAUUUACGAUAUUCAAAUCUCUCUGGCUUUUCUGGUCUCUCCGCCAAUGUUUUUCUCCGUCCUCACUACACUAAGGUCACACUUCUUUACCAGCAAUGAAUGAGUUUGAAUUUUCACAAAUCUAGAAUUCUGCAUUUCAAUUUCCCCUCUCUCCGAUGGCCACCGCGGCAUUCAAAUCCACCACCAAGAGAACUUCCGUCGGAGCCUCCUCUGCCGACGACUCCGCCUCCUCCUCCUCCCUCCACCACCGCCGCUCCCGGAGCCUCAGCCGCCCCGCCCGUCACACAUUCCCCUCUCGUGACGACGACGGCGCCGAUCGCCGCACUCCGAAAGGUCGCUUCGUCAACACCGUCCGCGGCUCCGUCUUCCCGGAGAUCAGCCUCGACGAUCUCGCCAUCGAGUUCUUCGAGUCCGCGAAUCGCGGCCGCUUCGGCGGUGCUAGAACCUCCGAGUCGGAGGCCAGUCCCGCCGGCGCCGGCGCGUCGCAGCGCCGAGGGAGGUCGGUCUCAAGGAAGAGUUCCGGAACCGGAGAUGAUAGAAAGAGCGGUGUUGGCGGUGGCGGUGGGGUAAGACCUGUAGCCGAUGCGAAUUCGAGAAGACGGAGAUCGGUAUCGGUGGUUAGGUAUCAAAUUAGCGAUUCCGAGAGUGACCUUGAUCAAUCUCAGAAUUCUAGAAGUCGUUCCAAUCUGAAAAAUGCUGAUGUCGGGAACAAGCUAAUGCAUGAGCCAGUUGCUUCAGAUCAAAGACCAGUGCUCAGAAAGUCCCUUAGUCAGAGGGAUUUGAGGGUGUACGAUGGCUACUCUAGUCAUUCUUCUGCUCUCACGGAUGAUGAAGCAGCAACAGCUCACUCUGAUAAAAGUGGAGUUGCGAAACUACGGCCAGUUCAUGCACAGAAAAAGGUGCCACUUACUGGCAUGGAUAAAGGAUUGCACAAAGCAAAGCAGAAAGUAUUAAGGAAUAUGGAACCUGAACAGGCUGUGGUAAAACCGAGGACCUCCACUUUAUCCACUGGUGAUCAUUUGUUAUCAAGCAAUUCUUCUAUCAGAAGUAGCUACGAAACUGAACUGGAACAGUCAGAGAAGCGAAAACAAGAAUUAUUAGCUGAAAUAGUGUAUGAGGAGCAGCGAGGCAGAGAACUUUCUAAGAUUGUUAGUGAAUUGAUUCCUGCCAAGGAGGACAAUCAUAUACAAAAUCCAUCGAGAAUCAGGAAGAGAAGUAAUGACAGAAGCCGAGUGUCAAUGCGGUUGACUGAGGAGGCUGAGAGAUAUAUUGAGGAUUUUAUUUCAAAUGUUGAAGAUACAGAUAUUUCAUCACUUGAUGGUGAAAGGAGUGAUGCAAGCUCAUCCAUUGGAGGACUAAUAAAACCAGAAACAUUUAAUAGCCUUCCAGUCACUAGAUCUCUUCCUGUUUUGAUGGAUGGAGUUGCAUUGCCAUGGUUGCAAUGGGAGACAGGGAAUGAUGCUUCUCCUAUGACAAGCCUGAAUAAGGCACGUAUGGCAGUCACUCCAAAAACUUCAAGUUCUACUCAGGAUAACAUCAAAGUGGAAGAUCAAGGUAGCAUUUCUAUUAGCAGUCGUGGAAGCUGGAGCCCUGAUUACCUUCAGGAGUAUGUUGGAAAAGAUGUAUACAGUAAAUUUGGAGAUGCUUAUUGUCACACGGACCAGUCAUUAUCAGCUAAAUCCAAAGGAUUAAGGUAUGAUAUGGAUGAUUACCUCAAAGUUAAAAGUAAUGAAGAUUUGUUGAUUGAGAGUUGGAUGCAACGGCGUAGAAUUAAUUCAGGCAGUCUCCUAUUGUGUAGCCUAAGAUUAUUUUAGACAUGAUAUGUUUCUGAAGAAUGGCCAUUCCUUCUUCUCACUUGGCAUGAAUUCUAUGUACAGAUAAUUGCUAUUUAUCUAGUUAUGCUUCUAUAUA
Molecule: messenger RNA, 1936 nt
Organism: Vigna angularis (adzuki bean)
Lineage: Eukaryota; Viridiplantae; Streptophyta; Magnoliopsida; Fabales; Fabaceae
Exons: 8
Coding region: 181-1839 (552 amino acids)
Source: RefSeq, a predicted model, not a curated record